CUCUUACUAAAUUUUAUGCCUUUUUUUCCACAGUAUUUGCAAACGCUACAUUUGCAGUCAUGUGACCUACUUGACAUUUUUGGUGGAAUCAGCUUCUUCCCGUUGGAUAAAAUGACUUAUUUGAAAAUCCAAUCCUUUAUUAAUAGAAUGGAGGAAAGCCUGAAUAUAGUCAAAUACACUGCGUUUCUCUAUAACGAUCAGCUCAUCUGGAGUGGAUUAGAACAAGACGACAUGAGAAUUUUGUACAAAUACCUUACCACUUCCCUUUUUCCAAGGCACAUCGAGCCCGAGUUAGCAGGAAGGGAUUCUCCAAUAAGAGCAGAAAUGCCAGGAAAUCUUCAGCACUAUGGAAGAUUUCUUACCGGACCCUUGAACCUUAAUGAUCCAGAUGCAAAAUGCAGAUUCCCCAAAAUUUUUGUAAAUACAGAUGACACUUAUGAAGAGCUCCAUUUAAUUGUUUAUAAGGCCAUGAGUGCGGCUGUGUGCUUUAUGAUCGACGCCUCUAUCCCGCCAACGCUGGAUUUUUGCCGAAGACUGGAUGGCGUCGUCGGGCCCCAGCUCACGGUGCUGGCCUCUGACAUCUGCGAGCAGUUGAACAUCAACAAGAGGACGUCUGGGUCUGAGAAAGAACCCCAGUUUAAGUUUAUUUACUUCAACCACAUGAAUCUGGCUGAGAAGAGCACAGUUCACAUGAGGAAAACGCCCAGUGUGUCACUCACUUCCGUUCACCCGGAUUUAAUGAAGAUUCUCGGUGACAUCAACAGUGACUUCACCAGAGUGGAUGAGGAUGAGGAGAUCAUCGUGAAGGCCAUGAGUGAUUACUGGGUUGUUGGAAAGAAGUCUGAUCGGCGGGAGCUCUAUGUUAUUUUGAAUCAAAAAAAUGCAAACCUGAUUGAAGUAAAUGAAGAGGUCAAGAAACUUUGUGCAACGCAGUUCAACAACAUCUUCUUCUUGGAGUGACCGAUGGCUCACCGAAAGCGUAUUUAAAAAACGCCCGGCAAACAUUUGGUCAUAUGCAAGUUAUUGGUCAUAUGACGGACUGCAUUCAGGACAAGGGAAAAGCAAUACUUGAUUUGAAGAAUCACAUUUCUACUCAGUCUCCUCCUGAUCGCCUGAGGUUUUUAGAUUUUAAAUAUUUAUGUGGAAUUAAUUAAAGGUAGUUGACUAUAUCUCUGUCAUUCCAUUCUUUUGACAUUAUGUGAAUAUUUUACUGGAAAAUAAGAUUAAUAAAUUGUUAAAGUUUUUAAAA
Messenger RNA from Piliocolobus tephrosceles (Ugandan red Colobus), 1249 nucleotides. Its product is annotated as vacuolar fusion protein CCZ1 homolog B. Gene Ontology annotation, biological process: vesicle-mediated transport. Bases 16 to 960 code for a protein of 314 amino acids. The transcript is spliced from 9 exons. The record is from RefSeq and is a predicted model, not a curated record. Lineage: Eukaryota; Metazoa; Chordata; Mammalia; Primates; Cercopithecidae. Gene Ontology annotation, cellular component: intracellular membrane-bounded organelle; Mon1-Ccz1 complex.